Neltuma alba is the source of this 3241-nucleotide messenger RNA. RefSeq names its product probable disease resistance protein At5g63020. The transcript has 4 exons. Gene Ontology annotation, molecular function: ADP binding. Lineage: Eukaryota; Viridiplantae; Streptophyta; Magnoliopsida; Fabales; Fabaceae. Bases 372 to 2969 code for a protein of 865 amino acids. The record is from RefSeq and is a predicted model, not a curated record.
CCCAACUGGUUCUUCUUGUGUUUUGAACUUGAGCUCUUCCCCCUUAUUUUCAAUCUAUGAAACCCUCAUGUUUUGAUCUGUUAACUAGAACCUCGAAUUUGUUUUCGUCUAUGAUUAAUAUUUGGGUUUGUUGGUGGAAAAACCAAGCCUUUGAAGAAGCCCAAGGUUGAUCAGAAAGAAUACGCUGAGAUGAAAUGAUCAUUAGACAGUUCGUAAUACGGUAAGCCUUCGAAAAGUAGUAAGUUUUUGGAAGAAACGGCAGAAAGAUGUCUGGUUUGGGGUUAAUUAAAAAAGAAAUUGCUCUGAUUAACAUGUCCACUACUUUGCUGCGUGAUUUUGGAGGAACGAAAGCUUAGCAUUGUUUUGAAGAUAUGGAUGUAGUUGGGGCAAUCAUAUGGGACAUUACCAAGUGUUCUUGUGUUGGUGCCAAGAAAGAAGCUGAUUAUAUUCGAAGAUUGGGAGAGAAUUUGGAGUUACUGGAAGAGAAAUGGGAAGAUCUUCGAAGCAUGAAAGAGGAUUUGAAGACAAGAGUUGAUGACGCUGAGAACACAGGACAUAUGCAAAGAACACAUGAAGUCGAUAGAUGGCUGAAAAAAGCUGACAACAUUCAACAGGAAAUAACAGUCAUUCAAGUUGAAGGAGUCAAAGUAAUGCAAGAAAGAUGUCUAGGUAAAUAUUGCCCAAAGAAUUGUAAGUCAAGCCACAAGGUAGGCAAAAAAGCUGCUAAGAUGCUAGAGAAUGUAGAUCAGCUAGCAACAGAGGGCAAAAGGUUUAGCAAAAAUUUUAAAAUUGCUCACACAAUACCACCCGAGCCAAUUGAGAUGCCUCAAGACGAAGUAGUGGGAUUAGAUUUGAUGUUUAAUGAGGUAUGGAAGAGCAUUGAAGAAGAGAAUGUUGGCAUCAUUGGUUUACAUGGAAUGGGUGGGGUGGGGAAGACUACCUUGUUAAAGAGAAUUAACAAUGAACUUGGGAAGAGGAGGCAAGAAUUUGAUUUUGUGAUGUGGGUCGUGGUGUCAAAAGAGCCCAACUUGGAUAGUAUUAUGGAUAAUAUUAGAAAAUUGGUUAGGAUCGAGGAUAGCAGUUGGAAUGGCUGUAGUAAUCAAGAUGAAAAAGCAGCAAAGAUUUAUAGGGUCCUCAAGCAAAAGAAAUUUGCCUUAUUAGUGGAUGACAUGUGGGAUGAAAUGGACUUGAGCUUGGUGGGAGUGCCACGUCCAGGGAAAACUAAUUUUCAAUCCAAAGUGUUAUUUACAACUCGAUCAGAAAAUGUGUGCACAAAAAUGCAAGCUGAAAGAACAUUCAAGGUAGAAACUUUGACAGAGGAAGAAGCGACAAAGUUAUUCUAUAUGAAAGUUGGUGAUGACACUUUGAGGUCAAACCCUAGUAUUCCAAAGCUUGCAAAGAAGAUGGCUAAGGAAUGUAAAAGGUUACCACUUGCGUUGAUUGUGGUAGGAAGUGCCAUGGCUGGAGUGAAGAGUGUGGAGGCUUGGGAACAUUCAACAAAGAACUUAACAAGUUCUUCACUAACUGCACCGGAUUUGGAGAAGAAAGUAUUCUCCGUCCUUAAAUUUAGCUAUGAUCGAUUGGAUGAGGUGCAAAAGCGUUGCUUCUUGUAUUGUGCAUUGUACCCGGAAGAUUGUGAGAUUCGAGUUCUCCAUCUCAUCGACAGAUGGAUGUUGGAGAAAUUUCUUUAUAAAGAUAUGACAAAGAGUGUGCAAGAUAUGUAUGGUCAUGGUGAGUCUAUUAUUGAAAAGUUUAAGCUUUUGUGCUUGUUAGAAAGUGGCGAAGAUGAUCUUUAUAUGGACCGUACAAUUAAAAUGCAUGAUAUGAUCCGUGACAUGGCACUUUGGAUAGCACAUGAUCAAGAGAAUGUGGAAUUUAUGCAAAGGGUCUCAAUCAUGAAUUAUUGGGAAUCACAAAAAAUCCGGGAUCCUCCAAAUGCCACAACAGUAGUUUUAUUGAAAAGAAAUCAUGCCUCACAUCUAGAAGAUAUUAAAUAUAUGAAGAGAUUGAAAGUCUUGGACAUAAAAGUCAGGGGAACCUCAUUUAGCAACAUUGGGGGUCUAGUUUCUUUGGAAUAUCUUUCUGUAUUCACUGAUAUUCUAAAACCAGAGUUUUUGAAUAACUUGCGGUAUUUGACAAAUUUAAAGCUUCUUAGCUUGCAUGCAUACACAAGAUCUUUUCCAUUGGGAGUGCUGUCUAGCCUUCAACAAUUAAGAGUGGUUAGACUGUUCAGGAUAAAAUAUUCAGAAGAGAGAGGUAUUUUAGAAGAGCUGGAGUGCCUACCAAAUAUUGAGGAAUUACGCAUAGAAAUAUGGAGAAAAGAUGGUCUGAAGAAAUUAUUGGAGUCAACCAAAUUGCAAAGUUGCAUAUACAGCCUUUGGAGUGGCAUCUCCAACGAGAAUGAUGAGAUGCCUUUAUCAUUUGCAUCCUUGUCAAAAAUGAAGCAGCUACGGGAAUUUCAUCUCGAAUUGUUGAAGAUUAGAAGAGAGCAAUAUUCUUUUGUUUUUGACACAGGUUGUCUAACCAAGCUCCGAAGUGUGACAAUUGGUGCAUGUUCUGUAACUCAUGCGACAUGGCUCAAGUAUGCUCCGCUCCUUCAAGAACUUGAGAUUUCUGAUUGUGACUCAGUGGAAGAAGUGAUAAGAGAAGAAGAAGAUGAUGAAGACUACUCAAUAAAGAAUAAUGAGAAUGUGGAUUCUUCUUCUUCUAUAUUCUCCUCUCUUGUCACAUUGUAUUUGUAUGACUUACCAAGACUUCAGAGCAUUCACAAGGCACCCUUACCUUUUCCUUCCCUCAGAUCCAUUACGAUAGUCUGGUGUCGAAAGCUGAACAAGUUACCACUUGAUUCCAACUCUGCCAAACAUAAGUUGAUAGAUAUCAGUGGACCUCAAGAUUGGUGGGACAAGUUGGAAUGGGAUGACCCCGCAGCAAAGCACAAAUUCCAAUCAAAGUUCAAACCUUCCUUUUAAUUUGUGAGAGACGACUGAAGGUUCACUACAUUAUUUAUAGCAUAAAUAUACAUUUCAACUUUUUUUACUUUCAUGUGUAAUAAUUAUUGCUUACAAUAUCAAUUAUACCUGUACAUGUUGCAGAUUGGUUUUACCAUCGAGAGCAAUGAUCAUUGGUUUUCAUUAGCUUUCUUUCUCCGACUGACCUUACAUUAUAUAAGUAUGUGGCUGAGCUUUUAGACUCAAAAAUAAAACAAUCCAUGUAUUGUUUGUAUGAUUUAUUAGUAUUCCAU